This is a messenger RNA of Arabidopsis thaliana (thale cress), 4903 nucleotides long. RefSeq names its product Disease resistance protein (TIR-NBS-LRR class) family. Bases 1195 to 3957 code for a protein of 920 amino acids. Gene Ontology annotation, biological process: defense response; signal transduction. Gene Ontology annotation, molecular function: ADP binding; NAD+ nucleosidase activity, cyclic ADP-ribose generating. The record is from RefSeq and is marked reviewed. The transcript has 7 exons. Lineage: Eukaryota; Viridiplantae; Streptophyta; Magnoliopsida; Brassicales; Brassicaceae.
UUAUGAUUAUGAAUUCUGCAAUAAAAAAAAUUCGUGAUUUGUCGUUACGGAAGAAAAAAGGGAAAAAAUCGCGAAGCUUGAGAACACAUAGAUAUGCAGAGUGAAAUCGGGAGAUUGAUGUUCCCUGAAGAUGCUCGAAAAGUAGCUGAAUCAAUCUCUAGAUUCCGAUGUUCGCAGUUUAAUUCUCAUCGGAGAAUUUGUACUUCGAUUUGGGUUUCUUUGAUUUUUUCUUUUGUAGAACUUGACGAGAUGGGGAGGAGCAUUACUGGAAAUUUCACAGUUUCAGAAAGUCUCUGAAGUCAAAACAAAUGAAUCUAGGUUAGCACAAAGAAGCUGACGCCUAUGUAUGCAAACUUUAUACAAUUGAAUUCAAAAUCAUAAAGGUCAGUGGUCUUCGACGACUGUGGGGACACAUUGUUUGUCACUUUGUAUUUUUCUGUAGAAAUUUCUUUGGUGUUUCUUACUAUAGUGAUAGUGGGAAACACAGUGUUAUGUGGUCUUUGAUGACUUUGGGGACACAUGUUUGUUUUUUUCUCUUAUCUUCUCAUUUUUCCCUUAAUAUAUAGCACAUUGUGAUACCUUCUUCUUCAAAUCUCACUUUUACUCUAUCUCUUAUGGCUUUUUCAUCACCGUCUGACUUCAAGAGAUACCAUGUCUUUUCGAGUUUCCAUGGACCAGAUGUCCGUAGUGGAUUUCUCAGUCAUUUACACAAUCACUUCGAAAGCAAAGGGAUCACUCCGUUCAAGGAUCAAGAGAUCGAGAGAGGCCAUACGAUCGGACCUGAGCUCAUACAAGCGAUUAGAGAAUCUAGAGUCUCGAUUGUGGUGCUUUCAGAGAAGUACGCUUCUUCGUGCUGGUGCUUAGAUGAGUUGGUGGAAAUCUUGAAGUGCAAAGAAGCUUCGGGGCAAGUUGUGAUGACUAUUUUUUACAAAGUUGAUCCGUCCGAUGUACGGAAACAGCGGGGAGACUUCGGAAGUACUUUCAAGAAAACAUGUGAAGGGAAAACCUGGAUAGUGAAGCAGAGAUGGAUCAAAGCUUUGGAAUAUAUAGCAACCGUAGCUGGAGAACACUCUCUAAGCUGUUUUUUUUUUUUUCUCUUGGCUCAAUGAGGCUAAUGAAGCAGAGUUGAUCCAAAAGAUUGCUACAGAUGUUUCAAACAAACUUAAUCUUACACCGUCGAGGGAUUUUGAGGGGAUGGUGGGACUUGAAGCUCAUUUGACAAAACUGGACUCUUUUUUAUGCCUUGAGAGUGAUGAUGUAAAGAUGAUUGGCAUUUGGGGUCCUGCUGGAAUUGGUAAGACUACCAUUGCUAGAGCUUUAUUUAACCAACUCUCUACCGGUUUUCGGCUUAGUUGUUUUAUGGGGACCAUUGAUGUUAAUGACUAUGAUUCGAAGUUGUGUUUGCAAAACAAGCUUCUGUCCAAAAUUUUGAACCAAAAGGAUAUGAAGAUACAUCAUUUAGGCGCAAUUGAAGAAUGGCUACAUAACCAAAGAGUUCUUAUAGUUCUUGAUGAUGUGGAUGAUCUAGAGCAACUAGAGGUAUUGGCUAAAGAAAGUUCUUGGUUCGGUCAUGGAAGUCGGAUCAUUGUUUCCUUAAAUGAUAGAAAGAUUUUGAAGGCACAUGGGAUCAACGAUAUCUACGAUGUGGAUUUUCCAUCCGAAGAAGAAGCUCUUGAGAUCUUAUGUCUAUCUGCUUUCAAACAAAAUUCUCCACAAGAUGGUUUUGAAGAGGUUGCAAAAAGAGUAGUAGAGCUUUGCGGUAAGCUUCCAUUGGGCCUUCGUGUUGUGGGUUCUUCUUUUUAUGGGGAGAGCGAGGAUGAGUGGAGAAUUCAAUUAUAUGGAAUUGAAACUAAUCUUGAUAGGAAAAUUGAGAAUGUCUUGAGAGUGGGAUAUGACAAAUUGUCGGAGCGACAUCAAUCUUUGUUUCUUCAUAUUGCAUGCUUUUUCAACCAUAAAAGUGUUGAUUAUGUGACAACCAUGCUCGCUGACAGUACUUUGGAUGUCGAAAAUGGGUUAAAGACCUUAGCCGCUAAAUCUCUUGUGUCUACUAAUGGAUGGAUAACGAUGCACUGUCUACUACAACAAUUGGGUAGACAAGUUGUUGUUCAACAGGGUGACCCGGGGAAACGUCAGUUUUUAGUAGAGGCCAAAGAGAUUCGCGAUGUCUUGGCAAAUGAAACAGGUACUGAAUCCGUCAUAGGUAUAUCGUUUGACAUUUCGAAGAUCGAGACGUUAUCUAUAAGCAAGCGAGCCUUUAAUAGAAUGCGUAAUCUCAAAUUCUUAAAUUUCUAUAAUGGAAGUGUUAGCUUGUUAGAGGACAUGGAAUAUCUACCUCGUCUAAGGUUACUUUAUUGGGGUUCAUACCCGAGAAAAAGUCUUCCUCUGACAUUUAAGCCAGAAUGUCUCGUCGAACUCUAUAUGGGAUUCAGCAAGUUGGAGAAGCUAUGGGGAGGAAUCCAGCCCCUCACAAAUCUAAAGAAAAUAAAUUUGGGAUAUUCCUCUAAUUUGAAAGAAAUCCCAAAUCUUUCGAAAGCCACUAACCUCAAGACGUUGACGCUUACCGGUUGUGAGAGUUUGGUGGAGAUUCCAUCCUCUAUUUGGAAUCUACAGAAACUGGAAAUGCUGUAUGCGUCAGGAUGCAUUAAGCUACAAGUUAUUCCCACCAACAUCAACUUAGCAUCUCUUGAGGAAGUCAACAUGAGUAAUUGCUCACGUCUGAGAAGUUUUCCAGAUAUAUCUAGUAACAUUAAGCGUCUCUAUGUAGCAGGCACAAUGAUUAAAGAAUUUCCUGCAUCCAUUGUUGGACACUGGUGUCGUCUUGAUUUUCUUCAGAUAGGCAGCAGAAGCCUCAAGAGAUUAACACAUGUCCCAGAGAGUGUAACACAUCUAGACCUACGCAACAGUGAUAUAAAGAUGAUCCCAGAUUGCGUCAUAGGUCUUCCGCAUCUAGUAUCUCUUCUCGUCGAAAACUGCACAAAACUGGUGUCAAUUCAGGGUCAUUCCCCUUCGCUGGUGACCCUAUUUGCAGACCACUGUAUAUCACUCAAGAGCGUAUGCUGCUCUUUCCACGGACCAAUCUCGAAAUUGAUGUUCUACAACUGUCUGAAACUGGAUAAGGAAUCAAAAAGAGGAAUCAUACAACAAUCGGGUAACAAGUCUAUAUGCUUGCCAGGUAAAGAAAUCCCUGCAGAGUUCACUCACCAAACUAUAGGGAACUUGAUAACCAUCUCCCUGGCUCCAGGUUGUGAGGAGGCUUAUUCUACGUUCUCAAGAUUUAAGGCUUGCCUCCUGCUUUCGCCAAUCAAGAAUUUCGCAUUUAAUAAGAUAAAUUGUUUUCUAAGAAGCAAAGGUGUCGAAAUUAGUCGCACUACAGAGUCUAUAUAUCCUUUUGUGUCUGGUGGAUCUCUAUCAGAACAUCUGUUUAUCUUUUGUGGCGACUUAUUUCCUGAAGAAAACAGAAGCCUUAUGGACGUGACUCCGAACGAGAUUCUGUUUGAUUUCAGCUCCAGUGAUGUCGAGAUUGUGGAAUGUGGUGUAAAGAUCUUUUUAAGUAGUGGCAUUGAAGUGGGCUACUGUGAAACUGGAGGCAACAGAAACCACCACAUAGAUGGAGAAGCAGAAGCGUUUAAGGUAACUCAAGUUGAAAACAGUAAACAUACAGGCCACUGGAGUUGGCUUAGGAAGCUUCGUCUGGGGAAGAAGAAGAUGAAGAAUAAUAAGACAGAGCUUAGUUCGAGACCAGUCUCAGGAUUUAGUGAUCUUACUCGGGGAAUCUUUAUAAGGUAUCAGGAGCCUGAAGCUGUUGAGCUCACUAAAGAUGAAAGAAUCACAGAUCUUUCGAGUUUACUAUGUAUUGGUUCCCUUGUGGUCUGUUUUUUUCUUUCUGUUUUUUUCGGGCAACCCCUUGUGGUCUCUGUUUUGUUGCUUUUUUCUUGCUUCUUUCUUCAGAUGCAAUGAGCUGCAUCACAGACAGAUCUUGUUGUGUUUGUAUGUGCGAAACAAAAAAAGAUUUCAGUUUUCUUGUUCUUAUAUAUACUCCCUCUGGGAGAGGCCUUGUUAAUCUAUCCAAAGAAGCACGAUGCUCUUUGGUGCAUUGGGGAUGCUCAUACUUCAUAUGGGGUUUUGACUCCUGAUCAAACUGAGGCUAGAGAUCACUUUGAGAAAGCUACUCUGCUUUUUCAACAAGCUUUGGAGGAGCAACCGGAGAAUGCUCACUAUGCGAGAUCACUGGAAUUGGCUUCCAAGGGUCCAGAACUAAAUACAGAGGUUCACAAACAUGGUUUAGGUCCACAACCAUUGGGCGGCACCGCAGGACCACCAUCUACCAGUGCGAAGGUAUUUUCUUUUCUUCAAAUAUCCCAAUUGGUUUGAUGAAAAUCUAACAUUUUUGUUCUUUCUUAGAUUACUUUGAGAAAGCUACUCAGUUCCUACAACAAGCUUUUUUUGUUUGCUCUCUUUUUAGUAUUCAUCAAAUUCAGAUGAGCUUUAAUGAUAAGGUCAUAUUCGUUUGAUUGAAUCUGCCUGAAAAUGUGAACUCUUUAUGUUAGAAUUUCAAAAUACUCUUGAAUUUGGAAUAUUCUUUUAUGUAUGUAUGUAUGUUAAGAUGUACAGUUUUCUCUAUUAAAAAAAAAAAAGAUGUACAUUUUGUUGAAAUUCGAAUUGGGUGGUUUGUUCGAAUUACAGGAAAUAUCACAGUUUCAGAAAGUCGAGAGUCAACAGACUCUCGAAUUAUUCACCUAGUUUUGAAAAUUUUGUCUUUAUUAGUUCCAUAAUCAGAGGAAUUUAUAACUUAUUCUCGUUAGCACAAAGAAGCUGAUGCCUAUGUAUGCAAACUUUACACAAUUGAUUUCAAAAUCAUAGAAGUCAAGGUCUUCGACGGCUGUGGGGACACAUUGUUUGUCAC